AGUUUUACGUCGACGACUAGCCGAAAAUGGCGGAGUACCUGGCAUCCAUUUUCGGCACAGAAAAAGACAAGUAAGUUUUAUUUCAUUAAUGUGUUAUUGUUAGCGACGAUGAGAGACGUUAUGGAGAGCGUUUUUGCAGCUAGUCUGAUUGGUGUUCGUGUUUGGUCAGUUGGGGGCCGCGGCGCCACAGAAUGUUCUAGUGAAGCUAGGAGUAGCACGAGGAAGCUAAGUGUGAGCUCGCGCAUUGAAUGAAACUCAGGGAGACACCUUAGCUAACCUGCAGCAGCGGUUUCCUGGAGAUGUGCGCCAAAAUGUGCCAUUUCUGAACGCUUUUAGGAGUUUAUUUAAAGUCAUGUAAACACCAAAGCAUCCUUUGUGUCGUCUCCCCGAUGAAGGGAGCUUGUUAGCCCAGUAACAGUGCUCCUGAGGGGGGCUGUUUUGUUCUGGUUCACCGGUGGAGAGCAGCAGACGCCAACGUACUGAUAUAAAUAUUAGUAAUUAGCGACGAAAAAAUGAGUAUUUUGAAUUCGUAAAGUAGCUUAAGUUGUUAUUUUACUGUAAGUUUGUCUGUGAGCGUGAGUUAAAACAGUAAAGUAGUGUAGUUAAGCAGUCACAUGUGAGUUAAAAUGAGUCCAUUGUGAAACAAACGCGAAUAUGUUAGCUAUUAGUUUAUUGCUUUUAUAAGUUUAUUAGUAUAAUGCACUUAUUACAACUCCAACAAUAAGUUUGAACAUCAGCUAGCAUCUGUCUGAACUGCUGUCUGUUUAUAAUGCUCUAAAAUACAUGUUUUUUGAUACAAUUUAAAGUUCAUUAUUUUUUCAAUGUUACAACAGAUAAACGAACAUCAAACAAAACAGAUGUAAUAGAAGGCAAAAAAAGUAGUAAUAUUAACAUGAAUACACAUAAGAAAAUAAAAAUACAACAAUCGGGUAAUUUGGCAAGGUAAGGUUAACACAUCUGUCUACCAAAACUAUCCCAUUUUUCUUUUAUCAUAUUAUUGUCACAAUUUGAUCUCCCCAACAUCUUCUCACAUGCUACAGUCCUCAUCAUCUGUGUUUUCCACAUACUCAGUGUGGGAGCUUGAGGUUCCUUCCAACUAGGGAUGGGAAUUGAUAAGAUUUUAUCUAUAUCGAUGCCAUUAUUGAUUCUACUUAAUGACUCAGUUCCUUAACGGGUCCCUUAUCGAUGCCUUUCUUUGAUUUAAAAAAAAAAAAAGUAGACUAUAGGUUUUCACAGUUAACUCCAAAUUUGAUUGAGUCUUGGAUAACAGAAAAAGAUGUAUGUCACCUUCAGUGAGAGUCUAAAAAAAAUCAAAUGACAAACUGUUUGUACAGCAUUUACUUUGGUCGUAAUUAGGUCAAAUACACACUGCGUUGUUAAGUCUGGCAUGCAUUGCGCUUGUGUUAACACAGGACAUAAGCAUUGAUGCCAUGCCCUGUUGACAAAUGUUGCAGGUGUUUUCACCUUUGCAUGUUAUCACGUCUCAACAAAUGUUGCAUGUCACACUGUUGUCGUCUUUCUUUGUUAAAUGAAGCCACGCUUUCGUACCAUCCGCCAAAGUCUCUGUUCUCGUUUGUGUAGUUUUCCAAGGCCCCCCGAUUAAUGGGAUUGUUAAGGGAAUCGUUAAGAUAAAAUGUAAGCGAUGUCGAUGUAUUGAACCAUUUGAACCAUUCGAUUCCCAUCCCUACUUCCAACACCUCAGAGAAGUCCGUGCACAUGUUAUUAGACCAGAUUUUAAUAUUCUAAAACUGUAUUUAUUCAACAAUAAGCACCAUAGUUCUGUCUCCAAGGGGACAUAAUAUUGGUGAUCUGGGAAAGUCGUAAUUUAACAAUUUGCUCAUAUAGUCUUUAACUUAAAAUGCAUGUUUAAGCAAAUAGGGAGUUUACCAUGCACUUAAUUUCUGCAGAAAUUUUAAACUCAACUUUUUAAGAUUUUAGUGACUUUAUUUUUUAUUUUAAUGCCUUUUAGUAGAAGAAUAGGACUGUCUGCGCCUGCAGGUUGGGAUGUAAUAGAGGCUUUCAGCUUCAGGGACUAUAUCCUCUGCACACGUGGCGGGUGAUUUAUGACUCGACUAACCCAGGGCCUUGAAUUUCAUCUUGAAAGUCUUGUAACACUGUCUCUUUUUAUUCCCAGGGUUAACUGUUCGUUCUAUUUUAAAAUCGGUGCAUGCAGACAUGGAGACCGCUGCUCGAGAUUGCACAAUAAACCAACCUUCAGCCAGGUGAGCAUCCCACUGACAGUUUCCCAUCGAAUAUUAAAGCUUUUUGAGGAAGUUUGACAAUUACUUAAUGAUGGUUCACAGAGUUUGUAGCCUUGAGAGACAAAACCUUUUACUAUUUACCUCAAAGGAGACACUUCUGGCUCAAUGUUUUGCUCACUCCGUUAUGAAAAAGCAUCUUUCCACCUCCUGCUGACGUAUAUUUUGCCUCCUUACUCACCUGGUUUUACACUCUUAUCACCAGCCAUUGUAAUCAUUUCAGUUCCUGGAUAAUUUUAGAUGUUAAUAAUUAAUAAAGAUGUUUUUUGUUUUUUUCAUUAAAACCCCCAAAUGUCCUCACCUGAUAAGACAAUGUCGCAUUGCCAGUUGUACUUGAGUUUAUAUAACUGUUAUGUCUCCGCUUCAGCCUGUUUUGCUUGGCUUUGGACCUGAGAGUCAAACGUUUGUUGGAGCGUGAGUACGCGGCUCACACGGUGUUCUGCUCAAACCAUUACAAGCCAUGUGAAUGUUUGGGUUAAUGUUUGAAGAAGCACUUCAGUGUCUUGGCUGAACAUUUUCUCGUUUAGCUCUUUUUUUUUUUUUUUGUAAUAAUCCAGUUUGUUUUUAUUUAAUGAGAUUUGACUUUUAAGAUUAGUCAAGGCAACAGCGAAAUCAGCAAAUGUGAGCCCGCUGUAAUUCAGGCUACCUUAUAGGCUUUUAAAAAUGUAACUUUGGUUUUGGGAGGAUGCCACAGUCUUCCUCACAGUCCUCCUCAGUUUAGCUCAACUCUAAAUGAACUGUAACAGCAUGCCAAUAUCCGCAUUUCUCCUUCAGGUUGGGAGGAUUUUGUGCUUAAAAAACAAGCUGAAGACCAGAAAACAAGGAGCUGUAAGUAGAUACUGACAAAGAUUACAGGCUGAUUUUGUUGUUUUCUGUUCCUUUUAGACCAUCUUGAUUCAAAACAUCUACCGGAAUCCCCAGAACAGCGCACAGACGGCCGACGCUUCUCGCUGUGAGUUAAACAUUCAUCAGCAAACCCCUCUUUGUUUCCAGAAUAACCUCUCACAUGUACAAACAGGUGUGCUUCUGUCCUGCCCACCAUCGUAUCAUUCCAAACCUAAUAUUCAGUCUUCUCUUAUUAUCACCUUAAACCAACAAACAAACGCACACCUGCUUCUGUUCGGCUCUUACGCUAUCAAGCUCACAACCUCGGCGCCUCACAGCAGGUCCUGAGUAUCUGAAAGCAAACAGAGAGAACUCGCUGACUGUGCUGAGUGUGGUUUAAAAAAAAAAAAAAAACUUGGACCUGUGUGACGAAAUGUCGACACUUUUAUCGACCUAAAGCAAAAACUUUAACUUCAGUUAAAACAAGGGCCCGACCGAUAUGGAUUUUUAUGGGGGGAAAAAAUCAGAUUAGUGAUUAAAUUAAAUUAAAUCCGAUUUAAUUUUUAUGAAGUUAUAAAAAUAUGUAUAUACUGUAGAUACUGUGGGCUACUGCUCUUCAUGCAGACAGGAAGACCGACUGAUCAAACUCGGACCAGAAAAGCGUUUUCAUGUUAUGAGGUCGCUGUGCCAUCUACAGGGUAAGUCGGGGAACUUUUCAAAUGGCGCAACAUUUUUGAAGUGAAACCGAAUUCUAUUUUCUGCAUUUUAUUUCUGAAAAUAUCAGCGAAAAUCUGCAAGUUUUGGCCGAUUACAGAUUAGUCUCAAACGGGCUGAAAUUGGUCGAUUUAAUCGUCUCGCUGAUAAAUCGGUUGGGCCCUAGUUGAAACUCUGCCUUAGCACAUGAGGAAAUAAACUCAGAGCGACUUUAAAAACUGCCGUCAUCAACAGACAUGAGUUGGUUUGUUGCAGCUCAGGUUUGUUUAAAGGGGAACUACACGCGUCAACAUGCAUUUAUACGCAUCAUUAAAAAAUGUGGGUUUCCAGCAGCAUCCUGGGAGACUAAGACGACUCCUCUCACACAGACAGACCUCUGGCUGCAGUAAAGGCACGAAGCAGCCUCGAACUAGUCGGCUAGAAUAAACAUCUGCUCUGUUUGUGACGAGAGCAAAAAGCAUGUCAAAGAAGUUAAUUUCCAACUCUGCAUUUUAUGGCAGUGGACUAGUGGGUCAUGGCGUGUUUGAAGACGUAUAACCUUUGAAUUAUUACCUUUUUUUUGUACCUGUGAAGGAAAACUGUCGACUUUCAUGUCUUAAACUGAAAGUGUGUGCUUCUGGAAAAAAAAACUGACAAAUAUGGAAAUAAAAGAGCUGCAUUAUCAGCAUCAUAGCACUGUUUUGUCUGACUCCAUUUUGUUUUGUCACUGAAGUUUAAGUGUCAUUUGUUGGACCGUUUUAGUCUUAACGACCUUGAAAACCUUCCCAGUCUGCUGAUGGUUUAAAGUUCUCCCUUCACUCACAGAGACCUUUCUGCACCGAGUGUACUUGACUCCCUGAAAACUGAUUAAAAGAAAGAAAAUAUCCUUUACGUAGAACAACCAGCUCCACGCAGUUUGUCUUCAAAGUUCAAGUUAAAGCUGGGAAACGACCCUUCAUCUUUCCCAGUCGAGAUACUGAAACCAGAACUUAUCGGAGCUCUCCCUCUUACUGUAAAUGUCCGUGCCUCUCUGCCUGACUUAAACAUCUGUUUACAUUUUCUAGGUGCCGUCAGCGAUGUGGAAAUGCAGGAGCACUAUGACGAGUUCUUUGAGGUGAGCGACCUUUUGUGCCAGUAGGUCACCCUCGUUCCACUCAUCGCGCGCCGUGACGUAAAGACUGUUGACCAUAUAAAGAUUUUCCAGAUUCGGCUCGAAUAAGAUUCAUCUGGGAGCUGCUGCUUUUAUGUAGAAAGCUUAUGUGACCGCUGUGCUGUGUAGAUUCAGUAUAUUCAGAUAAAAUGUGUUUUAAAGAGAAAAGAAAAAGUCCUGAUGAUUGUUUUAAUUCUUACAGGAGGUGUUCACAGAGAUGGAGGAGAAGUACGGGGAGGUGGAGGAGAUGAACGUGUGCGAUAACUUGGGCGACCACCUAGUCGGUAAUGUCUAUGUAAAGGUCAGUGAAGAAUCUUUAUAGAGUUCAGUGUGAAGUGCUGAAGCAGAACUUUAUUUUUAAGCUGAAACUCUGAGUAUCUCUUUUAUUCUACAGUCAUCAGUCUUUGAUUUGAACUGGGCGCACACUUCUCAUAAGCCCUGUGUGUGUAUUUUUGGGAGGAGCUGAGCGCCCGCCCUUCGUUAAACACCAACAGGGAGAGCAGAGGGCAGAGCAGAGUGUCCUUAAAUGACUCUAUAAGUGACACACUUAUUCUUCUUGGUCCCAGCAGCUCCGACUUUAAACUUUAGAUCAUUUUGAAAACACCUGAUUUUGGAUCAUGUAUCCAAACUUACGCCUGCUUUAAGAAACAUGAUUUUUAUUGAGGAGGUUUUCGGCUUUGCAGAAAUCACAGGGCGCUUAAAAAAGGUCAUAAAUGUAUUUAUCAUUAUUAUAAUGUGAUAAAGUUACUCACUAAAUUCAUUUUUGUAGAGAGAAUCAGAAUCAGAAAUACUUUAAUAAUUCCUGGGGGUAAAUUGCUUUUUUGUUACAGUGACUCCAGUGCAAAUAAAGUAGAAAGAGGUGAUAAAUAAAUAGAUAAAAUAAGUUAAAAUAGUUAAUUUAUUUAUGUUUUUAAAUCUAUUUAUUCACACUGGAGUGACUGUAACAAAAAGCAGUUUUUCUCUGGGAAUAUUAGAGUAUUUCUGAUUCCUAUUCAUUCUACAAAAAUGAAUUUAGUGAGUUACUUUAUCAUAUAAUAAUAAUAAUAAUUUAAAAAAUACAUUUAUGACCUAUUUUAAGGGACCUGUGAUUUCUGCAAAGCUGAAAACCUCCUCAUUAAAAAUCAUUUUCUGUAAAGGAGGCAGAAGUUCAGAUACAUGAUCUAAAAUCAGGUCUUUUCAAAACAAUCUAAAGCUUUAUUUAAAGUACAAUGAAAUGAUUUUAUCGGUUCACUGAGGUCAAGAGGGCGGGGUUUGUCGAGGUUACAGUGAAAUCAAGACUGCCCUCUGCUGAAAGCGCUGGUAUACAGUCUGAAAAUUAUCUUUAUUUCUCUAAGUGUUCAGGUAAAGGUUCAAACUUGAGAUAAAAAGUGACAGCUCUGUUGUCUGCUUUGCUCUGCAGGACUCGGUAGUGCAGUUUGAUGCUUUGCUUGUUUGCUUCACUUGAGCGUAGUUAUUGAAGGCUGAAUGUAAAUGUUUCAGUCUUUGCAAAGAAUAAAAAAGUAGAUGUGCUGCUGAAUCAGUGCAGACUGGUUGGGAUAGGAUCAGCACAUGCUAUACUGUUUGGGGUAGAAAUCUUUUACUGUCUCACGAUUCGAUUUAAAAUUGAUUUUCGAUUCAAAACGAUUUUUUUCAUAAUGAUUCCUGAUCAUGAUCUAUUCCCUUCUGCUGUGCAAGACAGAAUGACAAAUGAAGACAUUCAAGUGUCUUUUUCACAUUUAUUAAGCUUUAAGCAUUUAUCUAUGCUUCGAUGGAAAAUAUCACAUCCUGCUUCAGUAACAAAACUAAAAGUACCUCUUUAUUAAAAAAACAGUGCAGUUAAACAUGCUGCAUCUCUGCAGCUCUACAGCUUGCGUUGGUCUGCAGCUGGCGGCUAAAUCUGCUCCGUGUCUCUCAUCUCCGUGUGAUGCCUCGUAAUGUGAGCCCGCGCGUUUGUCGUGUUGCCAAAAUGCUUGAUUCUAGUUUUACAAUGUCGGCACACUGCGUGCGUCAUGUUCAGCUCAGUGUGUCCGGGCAUUCGGUAAAAUCUGAAAUGACGCCAAACUUUAGCUUUUAGUGAAGACGGGGCCGACUGGAUCUCCUUUUCCUCCAUUGUUGUAUUUUCCUCUUUGUUUUGACGCCUUCUGCGAAUGCGUGCGUUCCAGAACCGGCUACAUGAUGACGUCAGGAUGUCCAGCGUAGUUCCAAAGCGGAGGCAGACGGGCAGCAGAUAUUUAAUCUUUUAAAAUCGAUUUCGGGACAUUUUAAAUCGAUUCUGAAUCGUAGUAAAUUAGAAUCCCGAUUCUUGUGUGAAUCGAUUUUUUGGGGCACCCCUAUGCAGAAGUUCACAUCAGGCAGGAAAACCGCCUCUCCAUUUGUCACUGAUCAAUUGAGGAUAUGCAUUCUUAAAGUUUGAACCUUUGUGACAUUAGUUCUCAUAGAGUGAUUGUGUUUGUCUCCUUUUGUUUCUGCAGUUUCGACGUGAGGAGGACGCAGAGAAAGCGGUCAUGGACCUGAACAACCGCUGGUUUAACGCCCAGCCCAUCCACGCAGAGCUCUCCCCGGUUACUGAUUUCAGGGAAGCCUGCUGUCGUCAGUAUGAGAUGGGGUAAGUUGUCUCUCUUGGUCUUUCUCUUUUAAUCAAAUUAGUGAGAAGUAAUGACAACAAAGAAAAGAUUUGCAGCAUUUGUCUUGAAAUUUCAGAGUUGUGUUUCUUGAACUGUUGUGCAUAUUGAACAGAAGAACUUUAACACCUGUUUCCAUGAACCGUGAGUCAUUCUUACUCUCCAAUGGUAUCAGAGCGUAGUGUCUAUAAAUCAUUGCAGCUGCCAAAACAGCCAAACCCUUUAUUCGAUCACUUCAGGCAGCAGAUGUUUAGAUGUGAAGUGUGGUUAAAGGCUUUAGUUAAAGGCAGGCUGUGUUUGGAAGCUGUGUUGUUUUCCACCGUGCUGCUAGACAAUCCAACACAAAGCUUCAGUAUUCACACUGUGGAGGAGGUCUGUUUUAAGUCAGCUCUUCUGGUUCUGUUCAGACGCUUUCUUAGAUUUCUGCUGAAACGGGCACAGAGAUAAGUCCACAUCACGCUUAAACCGCGGGUGAACUGAAGGCCUUGAUGCUGAGGUUUGCUCGGAGUAUCUCUGUCAGGUAAAUCAUGUCAUGCCAGCAGGGAGAUCAAACUGUCCUCUGCACUCAGCCUGCACGUGUCCUCCAGCAACCGGACUGAAAUGUUACCAGCUGCAUGGGCACAGUGUGAAUUAUGACGUUUUUUUUUUCAGAUGCAAAAGUAAACUUUGUCCUUCUACAUGUGGGAGGAAACUCUACAUUUCGUCCUUUUAUGAGUCUGGUGGUGUUUUUCCAUUGGUUUAGAGCUUGUUUACUCUACCAAUGACAGGAUGGACUCAGAGUGGGGGGGUUGAUAGAGAUCAGAUGUUUUACAUGUUGGGCUGGCAUGCUCCUCAGCAUGUGUUGGAGUUUUUCCCUAAUGGCACCGCUCCACCAAGUGUAGAAGUUUUAACCCUUAAUGGUCUGAUUUUCCGUCUGUUUUCCACAGAGAGUGCACCCGAGGCGGAUUCUGCAACUUCAUGCACCUGAAACCCAUAUCGCGGGAGCUUCGGAGGGAGCUGUACGGCCGCCGCAGGAAAAGGUUUGAAUAUCUGAGAGCGACGUUUGAACGUUUGAGCGUCACUGAGAGUUCCUAUCUUGAUGUUUUUACGUCUCCCACUCCAGACAUCGCUCUCGCUCGCGCUCCCGGGAACGACGCUCCCGCUCCAGGGACCGACGGCGAGACCGCAGCGAGAGGCGGAGAUCGAGGGACCGAGAGCGCUCAGGAAGAUUCUGAAGGAAGCCGAGACCGACCUGAUGUCCUACCAAAUCCCUCCACCCUUAAACCCAGCAGUGAUGACAAAGUUAUUUUCUCUUUUUUUUGUUGGUGAAUUGUGAGAAGUGUUUUUUUCUUUUGUUUCCCUUUUUUAAGACGAGCUUGUGUCGCUUUCUCAAUAAAAAAACAAAUUUGUAAUUCUGCA
Xyrichtys novacula (pearly razorfish) is the source of this 8924-nucleotide messenger RNA. Lineage: Eukaryota; Metazoa; Chordata; Actinopteri; Labriformes; Labridae. The record is from the annotation of a GenBank genome assembly.